ACCACUUGCCGGUAAAAGAGGGUGUUUUUCUGUCUCUGCGUUUUUGCUUUGUGAAGGAAAAUCAAAGACUCUUCUUUUACCAAUUCGACCCAGUACACAAUGAGCGCUGAAGACGUCAAGAAAAACGUCACCGGAGCUAUAGUGCUGAGACCCAACUCCGAUGAUCGGAAGCCAUUUGCCCCCGGGGCUGCUCCUGCUGCCGCUAAGCGUGUCGUCAUCAAAAGCGCCGACAUGAAAGAUGACAUACAGAAAGAAGCUGUUGACAUCGCCCUCGCUGCAUUUCAGAACCACAAUGUGGAGAAGGAUGUUGCUGAGCACAUCAAGAAGGAAUUUGAUAAGAAACAUGGACCCACUUGGCACUGCAUUGUUGGGCGCAAUUUUGGUUCAUAUGUUACUCAUGAGACAAACCAUUUCAUUUAUUUCUAUCUGGACCAGAAAGCAGUUUUGCUCUUCAAAUCUGGUUAGCCAUGAUGGUUAAGGUUGACAAAGAAUGUUAAUGAUAAUAACAACGAUGAGCUUAUCUUUAUGUGUGCUAUAAGCAGCAACUGUAUGUAUUUGAAUCCUCAGCCCAAGUAUUCUUGUACUUGACAGUAGCGUGUAUAUUUCAGUUCUGUUGAACUGGGUUUGCUAUGCUAAUUAGAGUCUUCUUUGCUUUUUGAUUGGUCCAGUUUAAACAGUCUCUGUCUCUUUGUGAAUGAUGGGGCAUCAAAUUAGUUCAUUGUUCAAAUUUGAACUAGUUUUCAAAUUUUAAGCCCCAUUCUUAGUGUUCUUGCUACUAAUUCACAUUCAAUUAGUUCAUGUGACAGUAGCUUGUAUAUUUCAUUUCUGUUGUACUUAGUAGACAUUUUGC
Rubroshorea leprosula is the source of this 850-nucleotide messenger RNA. The record is from the annotation of a GenBank genome assembly. Lineage: Eukaryota; Viridiplantae; Streptophyta; Magnoliopsida; Malvales; Dipterocarpaceae.